AUGAAUGAUAAAAACAUAUUUAAACUCCAAGACAAUAACAACUGCACAAUGCAUGUAUCAGAAAAUGCAAAUAAUUUUGUAUACUCAAACACUUUAGCUAGUGACACUGCUGGAAAAGCAGCCAAAUGCUACAGCAGAGAAGUGUAUACCAAAUCAACAAGUCUAAUCAGUAAUCAUACAGACAACUGUUGCCUUACUGCUGAAAUCUUAGUUGCUAGUCAGACCACUGAAGAUGCCCAGGCAUCUGAACAUAGUAGCCUCAAUAAACUUCUGACUGAGAAUACACUGUCCAAUUACCAAGCAAAUAUUCACACAGGAAAUCAGCAUAACUUUGUAGAGGAUGCCUCUCAAAUCUGUGACACUAAGUUUGAACUUUAUCCAGGUAAAACUCUAAUCACAGCUGAUGAGUUUUCUGAUGAUGACCUUGAGUAUCUGGAAUGUUCCAAUGUGAUGACAGAUCUUGCAAAUGAAAUAUGGGAAAAGAAAUUACAAUUUUUAUUAGAAAGUGAGGAGGAGGAGGGGGAGGAUAUAAUGCUGAGUAAGGAUUGUGAUGGGUGUGAUUUCCUCAGUGAAAUGUCUUGCCGGUUUCAAGUGUCAGAUAACACUGUGCCUAUGGAUACCACCAUUGGCUUCUGUGGUCAUCACUCAAAAUCCAAAGAAGUAGCUGUAAGGAGAGAUCUCUCUACGAACAGUCAGUCAACCUUGCAAACAGGGAUGACUCUUACUGUUGGGCACCACCAAGAUAAAACUACCACAGUGAAAGACAAGGAGAAGUACAAAUUGCCUAUCGCUUCUCCAGUGAUUGAAAAUGAUUAUCCUAGAAUUGAAGAAAACAAUACAAAUAACCACUCAGCGGAAGAUUUCUCUAUUGACAAAUCACAGAAUAUGGAUGCCGUACUUGCAGAAGUGGAGUCCUCCUCUUGUGGCUUAGAUAGUUCUCUGACAAAUCAAGCCUCGGAGACAAUGAUAGCAAAUAGUAUGGACAGAGACCUGUCAAAUAAGAGUUCACAGCAAUUAAAUGGGAUAAGGAGAAAACUGGCAGAAGAAAAAUCUAAGAAUGCUGUAAUCAAUUUGACAGAGAGGCUGAGAAGAGAUCUUUUAAAUCUAUUAGACCCCAAAGAACUUAGCAAACCAUUAAGACACACAGGAGAAUCUGUUCUAACUGGAGCAAAUGUUAUGGAUACUAGUGCACUGUUUCAUAAUCCAGGAGGUGUCAUUUCAAAACAAAAGCACCAGGUGACAGAAAGCUUUCUAAUCCAGGCUGGUUUAUGUCACAGACAAGAGACAGAUACAACCAGUCAUUGGGGAAGGAAAUGGACUAGUGGCCUGUCUGACAAAAAUCAGCUGCCAAAUGAAAGUGUCUCACCCAGGGCACAGGAACAAGAAACAAACACAGAAAGCUUUAUGCAAAGAUAUAAGAAAGAGUGUAUGGACCCUAAAAUAGACGAGAGUUUCAUUUUCACGACUUCUCCAGUAAAGGACAUCACAACAACCAGCCUUCCAGCGUUGAAUAUGAUCAGCAGUGAAAAUGGAUUACAAACAGGAUAUGUGACUUUACAAAGCUGUAUCGCUCACGAUGUGCCCCAUGAUCAGAGGGAUCGCGAUCAGCAACAACCAUGUGGGGAACAAAGAGUUAAUAUUACAAGUGCUUAUCUGACUGGUUCUUGCUCGCAUGUUCAAGGUCUAACUGAUCAUCAUAUGUGGGUCAGGAAGGAAUAUUUCCCCAGGUCAGACUGGCAGUAACCUUUGGGGAGGAUGGGAGAGAGGGGUCACCUUUCUCUGCUGCGUGUGAGCGCAGGUCACUUACCAGGA
This is a messenger RNA of Gopherus evgoodei (Goodes thornscrub tortoise), 1812 nucleotides long. Its product is annotated as alpha-protein kinase 2-like. The record is from RefSeq and is a predicted model, not a curated record. Lineage: Eukaryota; Metazoa; Chordata; Testudines; Testudinidae.